Molecule: messenger RNA, 2875 nt
Organism: Ictidomys tridecemlineatus (thirteen-lined ground squirrel)
Lineage: Eukaryota; Metazoa; Chordata; Mammalia; Rodentia; Sciuridae
Source: RefSeq, a predicted model, not a curated record
GGGGUGUUUUUUGGGGUGAAAAAGGCCCCCGCCCACCGCCAAGCAGCAGACCUGGACGAGAUGGAAGGGCAGAGACCAGGGCAAGACACCGCUGCCCCGGCCACGGCCACCGCGUUCGGUGGGACCUCCUAGGCCUGGAGGAGCCGGGGUUUCAGUUCUAGCUCCGUCCCCGACUGGCGCCUUGAUCCCGAAUGGCUCACUUUCUUUUUCGAGUCUUAAUUUCCGCAUCUGUGAAAUGGGGAGCUUUGUCUCAUUUACUCCAGGCUUGUCCACCCCAAAACUUCUGGGGCGGGCCCUCCUGUGAUCUCUUGUAGGAUUUCCAGUUCCACAAACAAACCUGACCCGAGGGAGGAAAACGGGGUCGUUUCUCUUUCCCUGUGAGGAAUCUCAGGCCAGCACAUCGCUCUUAGGGAGGCCGGGCCGUGUCAACAGAGCUGGGGACCUCUGGGCAUCCAGCUGGUGCGGCGUAGCCAAGGAGCCGCCUUCUCCCCCAGAAAGCCUGGAGAACGCUUCCCACCUCAAAGCUCCCUCCUGUUCCCUACUUGUCUGGUGAGUGAAGCCUAGUCGGCUGCUCCAGGAUGAGCCACAGCUCCAGGAAGGGGAAGUAGAAGCCCAGCUGGCUCUGGCCAUGGCCUGUGAACCGCAGAUGGACCCCGGCGGGGCGGCCGGCCCGUUGCCCACCUCCUCCCCUGGCUGGAGCGCCCUGCAGCGGGGAAGCCCUCCUGGGUGGGGGCAAGAGCUCCACAAUGGCCAGGUCCUCACCGUCCUCCGGGUCGACAAUACCUGUGCACCCAUGGCCUUCGACCUGGGAACCGCAGAGGAGCAACUGCAGACCUGGGGCAUUCAGGUCCCUGCUGACCAGUACAGGAGCUUGGCGGAGAGUGCCCUCUUGGAGCCCCAAGUGAGAAGAUACAUCAUCUACAAUUCGAAGCCCAUGCGGCUGGCCUUUGCCGUGGUGUUUUACGUGGUGAUCUGGGCCAACAUCUAUUCAACCAGCCAGAUGUUUGCCCUGGGCAGCCACUGGGCGGGCGUGCUGCUCGUGACCCUGGCCGCAGUCAGCCUGACCCUGACUCUCAUGCUGGUCUUCGAGAGGCAGCAGAGGAAGGCUAACACUAAUACAGACCUGAGGCUCACGGCUGCCAACAGAGCCCUGCUGAGACACCGGGUGCUGCUGGGGGUGACAGACACCGUGGAAGGGUGCCAGAGUGUGAUCCAGCUCUGGUUUGUCUACUUCGACCUGGAGGACUGCGUGCAGUUUUUGUCUGACCACAUUCAGGAUAUGAAGACUAACCAAGAGUCCUUGCUGAGAAGCAGACUGAGCCAGUUAUAUGUUGUCCUGGAGACGGGGGUGAGCCCCACGAUGGCGGAGGGCCCCGAGAGCUCGGAGGAGGCUCCUCUGCUGCCCAGCAGUCCUCGUCCUCAGGAGAGACCGCUCCUGCAGACGGAGCUCCACCAGCUCGUUCCCGAGGCUGAGCCGGAGGAAAUGGCCCGACAGCUGCUGGCAGUGUUUGGUGGCUACUACAUCCGACUUUUGGUGACCUCCCAGCUGCCCCAGGGAGUGGGGACACGGCACACAGACUCUCCCAGGAUCCCGUGCCCCUGCCAGCUCAUAGAAGCCCAGGUCCUGGGCACAGGGUGUUGUCCAUUCCUGGCCAGGUGACCUAGGGACAAGAUCUUCUUCAUCUGCUGUCAGGACUGAGAAGUGGAGGAGGCCUCAACAGCCCAGGAUGGCCAGGGGCAAGCCCCUGGUGAGGAGAGAAGCACGGGGGCCGCACCAGACUGGGUCAGUCACACGAUGCCAGGCUUGUGCCAGUGUCCCGCACCUCACCGGCGUCCCUUGCUGAUCCCUGGCGGGGCUGAAGCCGGUGGUUGUGAGCUGGUCCUGCCCCUGCUGUUCUCUGUGCGGCCUGGAAGUGUGGCCAUGGCUGAAGGGCCACCCUCAUUCCUUUCACCACCCAAAGAGCCCAGGAGAUGUGAAGAGGACCCGUUGGGGAAAGUCUUGUGUCCAGAGCUUGGUCUCAUGAUGCUCCUCUCCCCAGCCCUCUUGUGUCAGGUGGGGAAACCAAGGCUCAGGGUGGGCACCGCUCUUUGCCUCUGACUCUGAAGUUGUGAGACUGCCUCUCUCCUCCCUGAAGAAGAGAAGCAGCUUCUCCGACUUUCCUCCAUUCCUAGGUUUUUCUCCCCAUGUUGUCUCCACCACAGUGGCCCCUGGUUUGUGGUCUGCUAGCCUCGGGGCUCAGGACAGAAGCAGGAGUUAAGGGGCCGAUGACCCUCCAGCAGGAACGCUGGGAAGGGAUGGGUCCUGUGGUGGCAGGACUGGUGUCGCCUGCCCGCCAUCGCGGUUCACACUGCAGACAUAGCACAGCUGUGUUUUCUGACACUAAUGUUGAAAUGUGAUCAGUCACUUGUGAAAUUCUGUGAAGAGUUCCAAGACCUCCGACUGUCCUGCUCCCCCAAAUGUUUCAAGACCACUCGUUGCACAGAUGCAAGUCCCCAGGCCCUGGCCUAGCAUGGAAGGCUCCCAGCCCCCAAGACUCAGCCUUCGACUGUCUCUCAAAACCCUUUUAUAAGUUGGAAUCCCUUUCUGAACGGUGUACCCAUUCCUUUCUGUCUCGUGGACUUGUAUUCAUGCUUUAAAACCCCGCCUUCCCGAUCCCUCCUUCAGGGAGAUUAGCAACAAGCCCCAUUGAUGUCUCCUUUAAAUUCUUGACACAGUUGCUGCUUGGGUUGAAGUUUUAUGUUGCUGAUCUGGUUUUUCUGUGCACAUGCCUGUUUUUUCUUGCUAGAUUGUAAACUUCUCAGGGUCCCAGAUGGCACCUUAUACUUUUUUUGUGCAUGACUUACACCUGCUAAAGAGAAAAGAAAAAAAAAAAAA